Molecule: messenger RNA, 459 nt
Organism: Liolophura sinensis
Lineage: Eukaryota; Metazoa; Mollusca; Polyplacophora; Chitonida; Chitonidae
Exons: 2
Coding region: 1-459 (152 amino acids)
Source: RefSeq, a predicted model, not a curated record
AUGUGGUUGCCAGACCCUGUGCUUGACCAGUCAGGUGAACACUACAAGCCUUUUGAAACUGUCAAUGGAACAGAAACAUCUGAAGAUGACUGUCCUAGCCUCCUGGAGGAAGCUGCAAAAGCUCAGCAGAAAAAACAUGUGUUAACAGCCCAAAAUGCACAAGCAGUGUUUGAAUGUGUGGAGUGCAAGAAACCAAAAGUGGUGUAUUCCAAAAGUAAACUUACUGAGCGCCAGCAGGCUCAACCCAUAACUACCAUGACAGAGUAUGAGUAUUCAUGUGGAGCUCCUGUCAUCCCACCAAAUAAUCCGCUGUACAGUAAAGUGUUCAUGAGGCUGGGUAUCACCUGUGAGUCCCUUGUGGAAACUCCAUACUACAGUUCUGACAUUGGCCAGAAGGAUUUGUGUUGUUUCUGUGGGACAGAUAAAGGAACAGUAAACACUGAACUUAAGAAACAGUAA